AUGACCGAUGCAUUGAGCAGGAAGUCCCAGACUCUAUCUCUAGCAGCCUUGACUGUGAAUGAACAACUGAUUGAAAAAGCUAGAAGAAUGGAUUUGGAACUACUAAUGAAUAAGGUGAUAGUGACCUUGGCUGCAUUUAUGAUACAACCAUCAUUAAUAGAUAAAAUCCAAGCUGCCCAAAUAUUAGAUGAAGGUCUUCAGAAGAUAGUAAAUGACAUUAAAGAAGGAAGACAAAAGGACUUAGACUUUAAGUUAACUGAAGAUGGAGUCCUCAAGUUUAAAGAUAGGCUUUGUGUACCAAAGGAUGAAGAGAUGAGGGAAAUGAUAUUGAAGGAAGCUCACAGUUCACCUUACUCAAUCCAUCUGGGUAGUACAAAGAUGUACAAGGAUUUGAAGAAGCUUUACUGGUGGAGUGGUAUGAAAACUGAUGUAGCCUCUCAUGUCGCCAAUUGCUUGAAUUGCCAACAAAUCAAAGCUGAAACACAAAGGCCACAUAAUUUAUUGGUUUUCAAGAAAAUUAUGAUAACAAAAAAAGCUCCUCCAGAGAAGAUAGUAGAAGUAAUUCGUGUGCCUCCUUUUGAUUACUUCAAGUUAAACAUUGACGAAUGCUCUCUUGGCAACCUGGACUACACUGGGGCAGGUGGUGUUAUUAGGGAUGAUAGUGGAUUUCCAAUGCGAUGUUUUGCAUCUUAUGAAGGAGUGGGAACCAAUUUCAUGGUAGAGUUCAACGCCAUAUUUUUUGGGCUGCAUAUUGCUUCCUUGAUGAAUGCUGGGAAUUUGUUGAUUGAAUGUGACUUGCAAGCAGUGAACUGCAUUAUUAAUUAG
Macadamia integrifolia is the source of this 825-nucleotide messenger RNA. RefSeq lists its product as uncharacterized. Lineage: Eukaryota; Viridiplantae; Streptophyta; Magnoliopsida; Proteales; Proteaceae. The record is from RefSeq and is a predicted model, not a curated record. Gene Ontology annotation, molecular function: RNA-DNA hybrid ribonuclease activity; nucleic acid binding. The transcript has 2 exons. Bases 1 to 825 code for a protein of 274 amino acids.